Molecule: messenger RNA, 993 nt
Organism: Brenthis ino (lesser marbled fritillary)
Lineage: Eukaryota; Metazoa; Arthropoda; Insecta; Lepidoptera; Nymphalidae
Source: the annotation of a GenBank genome assembly
AUGAAAAGGAUAAUAAUAAUUUUAUUCUCCGUGUAUUUUUUACACUGUGAGAGUGCAGAGUAUAAUAAUAACGAUGUAGUUAAUGAUAGACCUAUUAUAGGUGUGCUAUCUCAAGAACAAUCAUAUUAUCUCCAUACAAAAUAUAAAGAAGAGAAUUAUACCAGCUAUAUAGCAGCUUCAUACGUAAAGAGCAUUGAGGCAUCUGGGGCCAGGAUAGUACCUAUAUUAAUAGGCAAGGACAGAAGUUAUUAUGAAGAACUUAUGGGAAAGAUUAAUGGAGUUUUAUUUCCUGGUGGAGCUACAUAUUUUAAUCAAUCAGAUGGCUAUGCUGAUGCAGGUCAGCAUAUUUAUGAAAUUGCGCAAAAAUUGAACGAUGCUGGUCACUAUUUCCCAAUUUUCGGGACGUGCCUUGGUUUCGAGCUACUUAUCAUAUUAGCUUCUGGUCGCAGCAAAGUGGAGAAUAGAAUUAGAUGUUAUUCAUAUUCUAAUCUUCCACUUCACUUCACGCCAGAUUUUCACAACAGUAAAAUGUUCAAGGAAACUUCAGAUGACAUUAUAGAUAUAUUGAAGAGUGAGAACGUGACAGUUAAUGCUCAUCAAUUUUGCAUAGUUGAUAAAAACUUAGAGGCCUAUAAUUUAACGGAGGACUGGCGCGUGACAUCUUACAGUUUUGACGACUACGGUGUAGAAUUUAUAGCAAGUAUUGAACAUACAAGAUACCCAUUUUAUGGAGUCCAGUUCCAUCCCGAAAAGAACGCUUUUGAGUGGAAAGAGUCAAAAAACUAUGCCCAUUCUUUAGAAGCAGUAAAAAGCAACCGCUACUUCAUGGAUUUUUUCGUUAAGGAAUGUAGAAAGAAUAGUCAUUCUUUUGCAAGUAUUGCGGAAGAAAACCUAUAUCUAAUUUACAACCACCAACCGCAUUUUACUGGAGUGCUAGGCAGCGCUUACCAUCAGUGCUACUUAUUUGAGCCCCGAGGGACAGUUUCGAAGAAG